UUCCUACCCUGAACGGACUCUCACAGAAUGAAAAUAAUUUAAGAUUCUAAAUCUAUUUCUGACAUCUUCUGCUUCUGGAAAACAUUAUUUUUCCAAACAAAAUGGCGGGUUUACCAGAUAGAGUUGGCGCUUCGAUAGAAAAUGAUCUUGAAGCAGACUCUGAAAGUGCCACUGUAGUUAAAGAAAGUCAAGAAAAAUCCUCCACUGAAGAUUCAGCUAGAUCUAUAACUGUGACCGAUUCUCAGGAUAAGUUGAUCAAACUGCCUCUUUCUCGUAUAAAGAGUAUCAUCAAAACAGACCCUGACGUAAAAGUUGCAAGUCAAGAUGCAGUCGUCACUUUGGCGAAAGCUGCGAUGGACAGACAAUCAAAGCUUAAAGCUGCAUAUGAAGCCGUCAAAGGCGGAAUGCCAAUUCGGGCUGCUAGCAAGCAGUUUGCCGUCCCAAGGUCAACUCUGCAAGACAGACUUGCACAACGCAUUCCUCUGGAGAAAACACCAAAAACGUUGCUGACACCAGAGGAAGAAACCAAGUUCUCUCAAUGGGCCAUCAAUAUGGCGAGGGCUGGCUUUGGUCGAACAAGGAAGGACUUCCUCACCAGCAUCCAGGGCUACCUGAACCAGCUCCAUGAACCGCAGCUGCGAUUCAAAAACAACAACAAACCAGGGAAAAGUUGGUACUAUGACUACCUGAAACGCCACCCAGAGCUCACGGAGAGGUAUGCAAGUGCUCUGGGGUAUGAGCAGGCAGUUGUGACCCCGACGAAAGUGGAGGACUGGUUCCAGGCCCUGGAGAAAUUCAUCCAGGAGGAGGAUCCUUCCUUGUUGAACGAGCCAGCCCGCUGGUACAACGCGGAUGAGUCUGGUUUCGAAUUGUGCCUGAAGUCCAAGAGAGUACUGGUGCCCAAAUCUUGCAAAACAGACGGACAUCUGGAUCUUAACACUUCAACAAAACAUCAAAUCACCUCAUUAUGUUGCAUGUCAGCCACUGGCCAUUUUAUUUCCCCAUUUGUUGUAUUUCCUGGGAAGCGGUUGACUGUGAACCAAACAGAACAUUUCCAGGACUGCUCUGUUGGGUUGAGUGAAAAUGGAUGGAUGACUGGUGAGUUGUUUGCAGAUUGGUUGGAACGUGUGUUUGUGAAAGAGUUGGAUGAAUGCGGAGUGGAACGGCCUGUCUUUCUCUUCGUGGAUGGGUCGAGUACCCACAAAAGCGAACAGGCGAGUAACAUUUGCUUGAAGAACAGAAUAGUUUUGUACUGUGUUCAACCAGAUGCCACUCAUCUGCUGCAACCACUUGACCUAUCCUUCUUUGGCAGCUUAAAACACCACUGGGGAGAAGCUGUCUUUGACUUCCAGACAAAAAAUCCUGGGAUGUCUGUGACAAAAUCAACUUUUGCCUUGGUAUUUAAGGAAGCUUAUACGAAAUCUUGUACAGCAGAGGUGGCAAGGGCCGGCUUUAGAAGGGCUGGCCUCUUUCCCCUCUGCAAAGAAGUUGCCUUAAAUACCAAGAAGAUGAUGGCUUCCAACUUUCCUGUUGGCUCCCCAACAUCAUCUCUGUCAACUUCAUCUCCUGUGCCACCUAUUUCUUCUCCUUCUCUGUCAUCAGCACCGUCUGCGUCACCAUCAACCUCGUCAGCUGCCCCUUUGAAGACUCCUUCCUCGCCUUCUCCUGCAGAAAAGUUGAGGGUCUUGGAGUCGAUCAUGACAGACGAGAUAAAGAUGAAAUUUGCUCUCCGUUUUGCAGAAGGAUACGACCUCGUGGACGAUCCUUUCUACACUGCUUGGAAGGAGAACAAACUUAUAUCCUUAAGGGCAUCUCCCUCUGCUAGUCCUUCUCGUGACUCUCUCACUGCAGAGGUGUCCCUGUCUUGUCCUAUUCAGUGUCGUUCUUUCACCUCAGCCGAGUGCCCUCCUUCCACGUCUUUUUCUUCACCUCAACCUUCCACCUCUGGUAAUGACAGACAUUCUUUGACCGCUUCAGCAGAAUCAAACUCUGUCCACCCUGUGUCUGCCGCCAUUUCUGUCUCAUCUCUCAACAUCGAUGAUUUCCUGAUUUCCCAAACCCCUCAUGUGCCUGUGCGGAAAGGAAAAGUUUUGCAAAAGGUUGUGCCAAAUACGACUUUAACCGGUGAGGAGACAAUUACAUAUUUUAAAGAAAUGGAAGAGGCAAAUCUGAGUGAGGAGAAGAAGAAGGGAGAAAAGAAAGCAGCCAAAGAGGAGAAGAAGAGAAAGAGAGAAGAGAAGAAACGAAAACAUGCAGAAAAAAAGCAGAGAAAGACUGAGGAAAAGAAAAGGCGGGCUGAGGAGAGCGGGAAAAAGAUGGAUGAAAUGAGGGAAAAGAGAGGUAAAGGAAAGGGGAAGGCUGCAAAACAUUUGAGGUUGGAGGUAAGCAGUAGCUCUAGUAGCAGUGAGGGUGAAGCAGAGAUAUGAGGUAUCGUGGUGAAAUCAGGCGCCCGUCAAAAUAUUGAAAUCAAAGUAAGCAGCAUUUUUCCUAA
Messenger RNA from Aplysia californica (California sea hare), 2491 nucleotides. RefSeq lists its product as uncharacterized. The record is from RefSeq and is a predicted model, not a curated record. Lineage: Eukaryota; Metazoa; Mollusca; Gastropoda; Aplysiida; Aplysiidae. Bases 102 to 2426 code for a protein of 774 amino acids. Gene Ontology annotation, molecular function: DNA binding; protein heterodimerization activity. The transcript has 4 exons. Gene Ontology annotation, cellular component: nucleus.